AUGGAUGACCUCUUUGAAGAAAUCAAUUGCAGGUCGAAGUCAGACUCAAUAGUGAUGAGGCUUUUGAGAUCUGCCAUGGAUGAAGCGCAUGAAAAAGUUCAGUCUCAAAAUGGCCCUAUUGAAUUUCUUCACGAGAGAUCAAAAUUUUAUGAAUUGGCAGCAAUUCUAGUGGAUGGUAGUCUCAACAUUGUUGAAGAAGAGGAAGAUAUUCAAGAAACAAACCGCGAGAAAAUGCUUUCUGACUUGACAGAAAUCAAACACUGGCUCCAGAGACGCAUUGCAGAAAUGAGGAUUUUGAUAAUUGAGAAAGACAAGGAACUAAUGGAGAGGGUAGAGAAUGAGUUGAAGCUUCGGCGUGCAGCGGAGUUAAAUGCCAGAGAGUUGGCUUACUUACGGGAGAAACUAGAGACUGAGAGAACAAAGGGUGCAGACCUCCCGGAUUAUAUUCCAAGCAGUGAAGAAAUUGAGGAUGAUCGAGCCCAAGGUGGUGAUAUUCGUGAAUUGAAGAGUUCCGUGGAUCAGCAAGUUUUGAAUAUCAAGCAGAAAUUGGAGGAUGAGCGAAAAACUUUGACAAGAAGGAUUAGAGGUAGAAGUUCCAGGUCUUUCGACAGUGAACUUUAUUCCAAACUCUUCGACGAGGAUAUACAUGCAGGUUCUGGAUGGAUGAAAGACAAGGUUUUCGGGCACGACCAUGUUUCAGGAUUCAAGUCACUGAAAAAUUCAAUAAACCCUGGAAAGAACAACGUGAUGAUUCAGCAGAUGAGUUCUGACAUAGAUAUUCUGAAAGGAACUUUGGAUCUCGCCUUUGGGAGGAUGCGAAAUGCUGAGGUGUUUCCAUUAGAGAAGCAGUGGACGUGGAGCAUUGAGAAAGAUGUAAUUGUGAUUUCAGUUAAGGGCUUCAUAAAUGACAUUCAACAAAAUUUUAAAACAGGAUUUGAGAAGAGAGGCUGGUCUCUUCCUGUUGGCUUCAGCAGGGAGAAAUGGACAGAAUUGAUCAAUAAUGCAAGAGCCUUGCACGAUGAACUAAGUGCUUUGUGCAGUCAGGGUAGGAUAGAGGAGAAAGGACUCGAAAUGCAUGAGCUUUCGGGUUUCCCAUCAUCAAUCAAGCGAACAACCAGUGAGCCUUUACCAGAAGUUUUGCGUAAGGUUCCUGAGAAGGAUUCAGAUCCAGGAGGAAGCCACUAUGUUGCAAAGAUGGUAAAGAAUCAUGAGUCCUUUAUUCAGAAACAGCGUAAAUGUGAAGAGUGGAAUUGGCUAGCAAGAGAAGUUCUACGAGGGAAGGGGCCCUCAUCUAUUAAGAGAGACAAGGAUCCUGAUGAACUGGAAAGCAGAAUACGGAAAGUUAUUGAAAGACUGGACAAUCUUAUGAUGUGGGAUGGUAAUCCAGGAUAUAAUAAAGGAUUUUGUGAUAAGACAGCUGUUUUGGAGACAAGUUUGACAAAGAUUGAUAGAACAGCUAAUGAGAACAUAAAUGCAGGAAGUGGUGUAGACUUGAGUAAUGAAAUAAGGAAACUCGAGCAAGAAAGGGACGAUCUGAAAUUGCAGAGCUUCAUCAUUGACGAAAUCUACUUAUUAAUUCUUGUAGGUUUUGCAAAAAGCUUAUACCUUGAGUUGUUGAAUGAAAACAACGAGAGCCUCAUUAGAGGUGAUAGUCAUAACCUGUCAGUGAAUGAUUCCGAAGAUCAUCAUGGAGUCAAAAUAGACGAUCUUCAAAUUCAGAAGGCAGGCGAAUCUGAAGAAGAAACUGCAUGUGAAAUUUUGCAGCAUUACCUGGAAAGCUCUAUUAGGGAGAGUGUAUAUGCAGUCUACUUUCAGCAAACAGUUAUUGAAUUGGAUACGAACAUUAAACAAAAUGCUGAUGAUUACCUUGUGAAGCAAGAGCUGAUGGAAGUCGUCUUUGGGGAGACAUUGCAAUGUAUUGAGAAGAGCGGCAAUUUGGUUAUAAGGCAACUUCAAAUAGAAAUUGAAGGUUUUGAAACCUUGAUUGAUAACCUCCACAGCAGUGACACGGUACCAGAGACUGUAGGCAGCCUAUUAAAAGAGGACAUUUAUAUCGUGUACUUUAGAGAGCUUUUCAAUAGGUUGAGAACAGAAAUAGAUGCUUAUAACAUUGAGAUACUUGUUAAAGACGAGAUAUAUCAGUUUGUCUUGGUUGAAUUGGUGAAAGAAUUCUUUGUUACCAUUGGACAAUCUGAAACAUGGGACCAGGUGCAAAUUUCUAAAGAUUUUCCUCCUACAAAAUUGGACAUGCAUCCAGAGCAAACCCUGAUUGAAAAGCCUGACUCCUAUUCUAGGAACUGCAACAAAGAGGAAAUUGUGAACACGAGUAAUCAGACAAAGGAACUCAUAGAUCACCGUGUUGAGGUGGCUGAGGAUGACAGUAUCGAAUUACUGUCAUAUGAUGUUGAGAGAACUUUCGGUACAGAGAGCGAAUUAUUAGAAAUAUCAUCAGAUAAACUGCUUGAAAGCAAGGCAUCGGUACUACAUAUGGAGAAUAGUUCAGGCUCCAUAGCUAAAGACCAAAAAGAAGAUGAUCAUCAAGCCCUGAUACAUCCUACAGAGGGGGUUGACUCCAAAGGACAGUACGCCUAUGAAGAAGAAAAUCAACAAAAUCGAUCUGUUUUCUCGCCUGUCGUGGGAUUUCAGCGACUAGUAGUGGAUUUUGAGCAAAUGGUGCACAAAAAGUUAGAAUCGUAUUGUUUAAGGGUGGAGACGCUGAAGCGUCAAACAAAUGGAUUAGCUCACCUUGCGGCCUCGAUAAGAAAAAAGAAGUCGCUUUACAAGAAGGCUUUCAUAGCUAGAUCCCACAAUUUGCAAUUAGCUGAAACUGAGGUUGAUUUACUUGGGAAUCAAGUGGACAAACUUCUAUGCUUACUCGAGAACAUAUACCGGAUACUGCGCCAAAAUUCAACAGUUCUGUCUCCAUAUUUUGGGGUUUUGGACAUGUUAAAAGUGAUCAAGAAAGAGUUAGCUGAGGGAGCUGCUUGA
This is a messenger RNA of Coffea eugenioides, 2988 nucleotides long. Its product is annotated as WPP domain-associated protein-like. The transcript is spliced from 4 exons. Lineage: Eukaryota; Viridiplantae; Streptophyta; Magnoliopsida; Gentianales; Rubiaceae. Bases 1 to 2988 code for a protein of 995 amino acids. The record is from RefSeq and is a predicted model, not a curated record.